Messenger RNA from Adineta ricciae, 3546 nucleotides. The record is from the annotation of a GenBank genome assembly. Lineage: Eukaryota; Metazoa; Rotifera; Eurotatoria; Adinetida; Adinetidae.
AUGUAUCAUAUACCUUUUCUACACAAGAAAACAGUUGAAGCGACGAGUCGGAAGUUCCGAGCAAAUGGACGUCGUCAUGAUAGUACACAGGAGUUCGCAGACAAUCGAAUAUCUACGUCAAAAUACAAUUUAAUAACGUUUUUACCAAAGAAUCUCUUUGAACAAUUUCGACGCUUAGCCAAUAGCUAUUUUUUAAUACUCGUGUGUUUACAAUUCAUACCACAAGUCACUUCAUUAACACCCGGUACAAGUAUUGCCCCGCUGUCUGUUGUAUUGUUGAUCACUGCGAUCAAAGACGCUGUCGAUGAUAUUCGAAGACAUCGAAGCGAUAAACAGAUUAAUAAUCGGGAGGUGAAUAUUUUAGCUGGACAUGACUUGAUCCGUAAGAAAUGGCAAGAAGUUCAAGUUGGUGAUAUCAUUCAAGUGGAAAACAACGAGUUUAUUCCUGCUGAUAUGGUUCUACUAUCGACCAGUAAACCGAAUGGUCUUUGCUUUAUUGAAACAGCGGAGUUGGAUGGAGAAAUCAAUCUUAAAUUACGUCGAGCGCUGCAUGAAACUUGUUCUCUCAAGGAUCACAUUGAUGGCUUAGCCAGUUUUAAUGGUGAAAUUGAAUGUGAAGCACCGAAUAAUAGACUUGAGCGUUUUCAAGGAAAUCUAAUUUGGAAUGAGAAGGUCUUAGCAUUGAAGAAUGAGAAUAUUCUCUUACGCGGAGCAAAAUUGAAAAAUACCCAAUGGGUUUUCGGCAUCGUCUGUUAUGCUGGUUCAGAUACAAAGAUCAUGAAAAACAGUGGAAUAGCCAUAUUUAAACGAACUAAAAUCGAUCAUCUACUCAAUCGAUUUAUCAUCAGUAUCUUUCUGUUGUUACUCAUCAUGUGUACAAUAAUGACUAUCUCAAAUGGUCUUUGGGAAUCUUCUAUCGGUUAUCAUUUUCGUAUUUAUGUGCCAUGGGAAACGUAUAUCUCUACAGAGCGCCGGAUCGGUGCACUCGAAAGAAGUUUAUUAACGUUCUUUUCAUAUGCUAUUAUACUGCACACGGUGAUUCCGAUCUCGCUUUAUGUUAGCAUAGAAAUUAUCCGUUUGAUCCUAUCAAAAUGGAUCGAUUGGGAUAAUAGAAUGUAUUACGAACCAAAUAAUGUUCAAGCACAAGCUCGUACAACAACGUUAAAUGAAGAAUUAGGCCAAAUCCAGUAUAUAUUCUCGGAUAAAACAGGAACAUUAACACAAAAUAUGAUGACUUUCAAGAAAUGUUCAAUUCGAGGGCAACUUUAUGGGUAUGCGGACGAUGAAAUCGAAAGUAGUGACAUGCGAUCUGUAGAUUUUCAAGAGAAAUAUGGGACUUUCCAAUGGUACGACGAGAAAUUAUUGGAUGCUAUUGAGCGGAAUGAUCGAAAUGUACAUCGAUUUUUUACUUUACUAUCUGUUUGCCAUACAGUAAUGUCAGAAGAAAAAGAUGGAGAGAUUGUUUAUCAAGCGCAAUCACCGGAUGAUGAUGCACUUGUCUCUGCCUCACGUGCAUUUGGAUUUAUGUUUCUCGAUCGUACACAAAAUAGCAUUACAGUUCGUUUUGGAGAUAGAGAAGAAACGUAUGACUUGCUGCAUAUACUUGAUUUCGAUAAUGAUCGAAAACGGAUAUCGGUGAUUGUUAAACAACAUGGAAGAAUCUUUUUAUAUUGUAAAGGCGCUGAUUCAAAAAUUGAGGAACGAUUAGAUCCAUCGGAAAGAGACUUAAUGGCAAUAACCAAUGAUCAUUUACACCAAUUUGCAACGAAUGGUUUGCGAACUCUUUGUUUAGCAUAUAAAGAAUUGCGUGAAAGUGAUUAUCAAAUAUGGGCGAAAAAAUUACAUGCAGCAACAACAAGUAUGGAUAGACGAGAUGAAAAAGUAAGCAAAGCUUAUGAGGAAAUUGAAAAGAAUUUCAAGUUGCUUGGUGCGACGGCCAUCGAAGAUAAACUACAAGACGGCGUACCUGAAUGCAUCGAGCGUUUAACAUCUGCCGGUAUUAAAAUUUGGGUGUUAACUGGUGAUAAAUUAGAAACGGCUCGUAAUAUUGGUUUAUCGUGUCGAUUAUUAACGGAUGCAAUGGUUCUGUAUAAUAUUGAAGAAGAAACUGAAGACGCAGUUGGAGAAAAGUUACAACGAGUUCGUAAUGAUAUGAUUCAUAAAAUCGAGCAGUUAUUCAACGUUCAGAUCGAAGAUAAAACUAAAAGACUCAAUUGGAAGGACUGGAGUAUCGAUGUGAUGAAUUUCGAUCAACACCGAAAAUCGACACAGCAAACUGAACGGGAUGAGGAAGCAUUUCAAGGUUUCGGUUUGCUUAUCACCGGUUCAGCGCUAUUAUUCGCUUUGAAUGAAAACCUACAGAUGAAAUUUCUCGAAAUCAGUACCAUGUGUCAAGCGGUUAUCUGCUGCCGCGUCACUCCGUUGCAAAAAGCUCAGGUUGUUGAUUUAGUUAUGAAGAAUGAGGACAAAAUUACCUUAGCAAUCGGCGAUGGAGCGAACGAUGUGUCCAUGAUACAAAAAGCACAUAUUGGUGUCGGUAUCAGCGGACAAGAAGGUCGUCAGGCUGUUCUAGCAAGUGAUUAUAGUUUAGGACAAUUUCGUUUCCUUGAAAGAUUACUACUUGUUCACGGGCGUUGGUCGUACAUGCGAAUUUCGAAAUUUUUACGGUAUUUUUUCUAUAAGAAUGUUGCCUUUACACUGUGCCAUUUUUGGUUUGGAAUCUUCUCGGGCUUUACAGCACAAACAUUGUUCGAUCCAUUUUUUAUAGCAACCUAUAAUAUCUUCUUCACUUCACUACCUGUCUUAGUUCUCGGCAUUUUCGAUCAGGACAUUAGCGCCGAGCAUUCACUGAGUAAACCCUAUCUAUAUAAAUUUGGCCAAAAUGAUGAACUUUUCAAUAAGAGAAUCUUUGCUGAAAGCAUUUUCCAUGGAAUAAUAACUUCAUGCGUCAUAUUCUUUGUCCCGUACUUAUCCGUGAUAGAUACGGCACGAUCAAACGGCAUAACUUUCAAUGAUGUACAAUCAUUUGGUUUUACCGUUGCAACGAUCUUAAUUAUCGUUGUUAACGUCGAAAAUGCGUUGGAAGUUUUCUCUUGGACGAGUUUUUAUCACUUUGUUUUCUGGGGUACAAUCGUCGCACAUUUUCUCUUUCACUUCGUGUUAUAUUCAACGAUAAUCCAGAGAAUCUAUCAGAAAGCGAGGUAUCCAUACGUUGGCGUUGCUCAAGUGGUUCUAUCGACAGGUCAUUUUUGGUUUGCACUGAUUCUUACCUGUGUUAUUUUGCUGUUGCCGAUAUUCUUCCGAGAAUUCUUUCGCAUACGUUUUAUGCCCACGGAAAUCGAUCGUGCGAGAUUAAAUCAAAAGUUUCGCGUGGAUGAAAAGAUCGCGUUUUUUACAGAUAUCAAAAAGCAUCUUCGGCAAGUUAGACGAGCACCGCGAUCAACGUAUGCUUUCUCACAAGAAGCCGGUUGGGGUGAACUCAUUACUUCGGGAAUAAUGCAAUCGGAACUGAGAUCAAGCGUAGUUGUUGUUCGACAAAUCAUAUAA